AGAAAUCACGCUCGCCUUGUGCUGUUUAUUAUGGAUUUAUAGACUAGAAAAACGCUCGACCGGUGGACAGAAAGGAAAGAAAGGGAACAGUGGAACAGGGAACAGUUGUUCCGUUUUCGAGAUAUUCUCGUCCAAACCACAUUUUUUGCUCGUAAAUAGUGAAGUUUGUCUGGAGCGCGUAUCCAGCUGCUGAGAUGAUGGAGAGGAUGAGCGCUCAGAGGGAAGUUUUCUCUCCAGACAUCCAAAUAAAGAGAGUCUCGCCGACCCGAUUAUCAAACUACAGAAAAACAGCUCUCAAAGCAAAGUACUGGCGAAAGUGUCCUUCACUGUGAAGCGGAAAUAUGAUGCUGCGCGCGAGAUCUACUUGUGCGUAAUGGACACAUAACAUCAGGAGGAGCCUCUCAGCAGACAGGCUUGUAUUGCCGUAGCAAUGAUUGCAACAGGUGGGGUGAUCACGGGGCUCGCUGCAUUGAAAAGACAAGACUCCACCCGCUCUCAGUAUCAUCUGCCAACCCAGAGCCCCACCUCUGCACCUGAGAAGAAAUGCACUAAGCGUAAACCCAGAGCUGAUGUGGUGGUGGUGAGAGGGAAGAUCAGACUGUAUUCGGCCUCAGGAUUCUUCCUGGUUUUGGGAGUGCUGAUCCUCCUGGCAGGUAUUGCAAUGGCUGUUCUAGGAUACUGGCCUCAUAAGGACCACCAGAAGGCACCAGAAAGCAAGUUGUCUGUGAACAAUACGCAGGUUGGCCGAGAGCAAGUGGGCUCCAUUGCGCAAUUCUUGGAGCAGCACCUGCAUUCAGAGAAGAUGAAAAUGUUGGGUCCUUUCACAAUGGGAAUUGGGAUUUUUAUCUUUAUUUGUGCUAAUGCCAUCUUACACGAGAACAGGGAUCAUGAGACAAAGAUCAUCCACAUGAGGGACAUGUACUCGACUGUCAUAGACAUUCACAGCCUGCGGAUUAAGGAGCAGAAGUGUACAAACGGGGCCUACAUGGGUCCCUAUGCGGACACAGAGAUCCAUUCCUUCGGUCUGGACAGUCAGUUUGCCUCACGGCUCACAGCAAACACACUAAUGUCCUUCUCUGGUCUCGAUGGGGACGUCCGAUUCUCCCACAGGACCAGCUCAGCUGAGGAUGAUGAGGGUCUAAUGAGUGAGGCCAGAGGCGGAUUAGGCCUGUUGUCGCCUACCUACAGAGACCGCUCUGAAUAUAUCUUUGGUUUCCACGAUGAGGGUAUUCGUCGGUGGGAGGACAAACGUGGCGCACUUAAGAAAUGCCAAACACGCUCCAUCGUUUCCUCUUCCAUCAGCGCCUUCACACUGCCUGUCAUCAAACUCAACAACUGCGUCAUCGAUGAGCCUGACAUUGAUAGCAUCAUGGAAGACUUAGAGCCGGACAGGGUCCACUCCAGACCUCCAUCAAUGGAAUCUUUAACAGUCCCUGUUCCCUACAUUGCCAAAGCUUUCAAGCCUCCGGGUGGCCACUUGCUCCGGAGCAACUCAGCCACUGAAUCCCCGAGUCCUGCAUCAUCCCAUUCUUCACUGUCUCCUAGAUCCACCAGUGGUAGGUUCCUGUCCCCGGGAGCGGCACGUAAAGACUUCGGCUCCAAUAACUCCCUCCACAUGUUCUCAGCCCAUUCUAAAUCUCUGGAUUUAGAGAGAGGGCCCACAAUGCUGACUGUCCAGCCUGAACAGAGGAAACACCCGAGCUGGCCCAGAUUGGACCGCAGUAAUAGUAAAGGAUACACCAAACUGGAGAACAAGGAGGACCCUAUGGACAGGCUAAUAGUCCCCCCGGUGGCCGUGAAAAAGGACUACACUAAAAAGGAGAAACUUCUUAUGAUCUCCAGGUCUCACAAUAACUUGAGCUUCGAGCAUGAUGAGUUUAUGAGCAGCAGUUUGAAGAGAGGCACCUCAGAGACUAGAUUUUAAAACUGAGCUAGGGCCUUAUUUAUAAAGCUUGUGUAUGCUCAGAUUUGAUCUUAGAGUGUGCGCACCCUUAAAUCCACACCAACACUCAUAUCUGU
Carassius carassius (crucian carp) is the source of this 2019-nucleotide messenger RNA. Its product is annotated as transmembrane protein 200A. The record is from RefSeq and is a predicted model, not a curated record. The coding region runs from base 431 to 1924 and encodes 497 amino acids. Lineage: Eukaryota; Metazoa; Chordata; Actinopteri; Cypriniformes; Cyprinidae. The transcript has 2 exons.